This is a messenger RNA of Cooperia oncophora, 2655 nucleotides long. NCBI's taxonomy places the organism in Eukaryota, Metazoa, Nematoda, Chromadorea, Rhabditida, Trichostrongylidae. The record is from the annotation of a GenBank genome assembly.
AUGCAUCCGCCUUCGUCACCGACGUCUAUGCAAGAAGGGGUAUCGUCGACACCGGGACAACUGCAACAGCAACUCCAGAAUCAGCAUUCAAUCAUGCAACGUCUUCUGAUGGGUAGUGGCAGUGCGUCAGCACAACCGUCAAGUGCAGCACGAAACGGCAUUGAAGAUAUUGCUGCUAGACUUCACAAACAAAACGGCAAUGCUGCUGCAUCGGUUAAUUCCACGGCCAAUGGCUAUUUCUCGACGGAUCUCACGUCAUCAUGGGGCGAUCAAUUGAGUAUCUCCAACAACACACCUAUGAUGCAUUUGACAUGCUUGGAGUGUGGAAUCAACAAGAACAAUAGUGAAGAUAUGGAGGUUCAUUUGAAACGUGAACAUCUGAAUUGGUUGCCAUUUCAAUGUCCCAUAUGCCUCUCAGAAAGGGCAUCCGAUGCUGAAAUGAGGGAACAUUUGCAUUCCGCACAUCGAAAAAACAUGAAUAAGUUCAUCUAUGUGGAUAAUGUAACUGCGAAGCGUUCAUUGCAAAUCAUGAUGGAUCGUGCUCUGUCACAUGCAAUGUCUCGUCGGGUGAAUCAUGGAAGCAGUCGACUGACGUCAUCAACGUUAUCACCACCGGCUGCAGCAGCCGUUAAUCACUUGGCGGCUGUGAUCAAAGCCCACGAUGCGAAGUUGCCCUCGGUGGAACGAGCUCAUACAUCUCCCGUUGAAGUCCCUGUAAGUAAUAAUAGUAGUGGAGCUGGUUCUCGGAAGAGACCUAUCGAUGAAUCCUUAUCAACUGGUAACACAAAUACGGAUGCAUUACUGGCGAGUAUCAGUCGAGCAACGAGUUCUGGGGUUGUGGAGGGAGAAAUUACGGAUGAUCUAGAAUUAAUCCCAAUGUUCAAUAGUAAACGAGUCAAGUCUGAAUUUGAAGCUGAUCACGAUCAGGAUCAAGAUGGCUCCAUGAUCGACGAUAGUAUUCUGGACAACUUGAACCCUAUCUCGGUACUGGACAACGUGGCAGCCUUGUUCGCAUCAGACGGGCGGCUGGAUGAUAGCUAUGCUGAUUCGCAUCCGGAAAAACCCUCAAAAAGCCAAAGUGCGAAAGCACUGAGCAGCGCAAUAUCAAAGAAACGAGUGCUGGGUGAAUGUAGUAAGUGUCAGAAACCAGUAACUGCGGGUGCACGUCAAAUGCAUAUGUUCUUCCAUCUCGCCAAGGAUCAUGGGACUUUCCGUUUCCGAUGUCUCUUCGAAGGUUGCACGGUAGAACAUUACCGUAAGGAUCAAAUGGAGAAUCAUCAAUCGAAAAUCCAUGGCAAGAUAGAUCCGGACAUGAUGGAAGAUCGUUCUCUCGAGCUAUUCCAUCGAUGUCAGGAAUUAUCAAUGGAACUGCUUGGGACAAAAAACGGUAGCACACCUGGUCCAACAGCAGCGAAAGCCGAAGCGGCUUAUAAUGCUCAGAUCGCGGCUCAGAAGGAAAAGAAUAACAAAACUGCUACAGCGCCGGCGCCGAAACCUCCUCCGAUCACCGCAGUCGUCCCAAAACCAGUCCCAGACGAGGAGCACCCUUUAGAGUGUCGUCUUUGUCACAAAACUAUGCAAAAUAGGAUACGAGGCUUUCAUAUUCUCUGGCAUAUGGCCAAAGACAUGGGAAUUAAUCGAUACAUCUGUCGAGUUUGUGGAUUUGGACACGACCGAUCACAGUCUGUGCAGGUACAUGGAAAGAAAGAGCACGGAACGGAGGAGGUUGUACAGGAUCGCAUUGGGGAAUAUUCUGAUGAAGUGAAGCAGAUGUCCGAAAAGUGCUUUGGCUUUCCAAGCACUUUUCGCUCAAGAGCACAAACGCAGAACGAAGUUCCCAAAUCGAAGAAAUUGUCAGACGAUGACGAUACUCUUGAUGAAAUGACGUUAGAUAUCGUUCAAGACAUGCAGGGUGAACUUGAUGAUGCUGAUGUAACACCCGACGAGGAACCAGAAGAUGAACAAGAGCCAUAUGAAACUGAGGAAGAGGAACGUGAUCCGACGGUUCCGCAAAAAUCACGAAUUCGUAAACGUCAGAGUCGUUUCCCGAGAUUUGGUUUACGACGGCCGAAGUCGAAAAGCAAACGAACGGAGAUGGCGAGAUUGCGUGAAAUCAGCAUGCUUCUCGGAGGUGCACAGUACUUCAAGAAAAAGCUUUCUGAAGCUGCUCACUGUGAGAAAUGUGGAAAGAUCACAAAUUCCCGAAUGAGUGAACAUGCAUAUACGCAUAUGGAAGAACAACUGUUCCUAUGUCCUCACUGCGAACUGGGUCAUCAAUCUCGUGAAAUUGUCAUGCGACACAUUCGUGAACUGCACGAUUCUGAGGAUCGACCGGUCGAUAAUCGAUUGAAACAUGCGAAAGAUAUUAAAGCAAUGAUUCGUGAAUGUUAUCCUGCGUAUUUCGUCGAUGCACCUAUUCCAACGCAGCAAGAUAUUGAAAAGUUAAAACAACAUAUGGGUGAUACGGCGUCAUCAAUCAUAGCUGGACUGGAUGACGAGCCUAGUGAUGGUCAUGAAGAGGAAGAUGAAGAGGUUGCUGAUUACGAGGACGAUUCAGCAUCUGAAAAGAAACUUGUGCUCGACGAUGACGUAGGCCUCGAACUUGAACAGGAAGACGAAGAAGAUCCCGGUGAAGAGGAGUAUGCCGCUGAGUGA